UCAGUGCUGCAUGCACACCUGACAGGCAGCUGUUAAGUCAGGCAAAGGCGAGCUUGGGGAGUUACAGGGUAUGCAUAAAUGAUAGGGGUAUCUGUGCAGAAGGUACAAAAGAGGCUCUGGCCCCCUCCCCAAAGCCCCCCUCCCCAAAUGAAAUGCAUGGUGCAGCUAGCUUAACUACACUACACUCCUGCUACUGGCUGCCAAGAGGCUCAAAAAAAUCCACCUUCACUUUUCAGUCAGAAGAGGCAGAAGUGGAUGUGAGAGACAGAGACACUCAGAAACACACAGAACGAAAGAGGGCAAGAGACUUGACUUUAAGAGACUCCUGCACUGACAACUCCAUGCAGUUCGGAACAAGAACAGCAACGACCGAAUCUGGUUUCAUGGGGACAUGGCAGAACACUGACACGAACCUCUUAUUCAGAAUGUCCCAGCAGGCUAUACGCUGCACACUGGUAAAUUGUACAUGUGAAUGUUUCCAACCAGGGAAGAUAAAUCUGAGAACCUGUGAUCAGUGUAAACAUGGCUGGGUUGCGCAUGCUUUGGACAAGCUUAGCACUCAGCACCUAUACCAUCCAACACAAGUGGAGAUUGUACAAUCCAAUGUGGUGUUUGACAUCAGCAGCUUAAUGCUCUAUGGUACACAGGCUGUGCCAGUGAGACUGAAGAUACUGCUAGAUCGUCUCUUCAGUGUAUUGAAACAAGAAGAAGUACUGCACAUCCUGCAUGGUUUGGGCUGGACGCUCCGGGACUAUGUUCGAGGUUACAUCCUUCAGGAUGCUGCAGGCAAAGUGCUGGACCGCUGGGCCAUCAUGUCCAGGGAAGAAGAGAUCAUUACCCUUCAGCAGUUUCUCAGGUUUGGAGAAACCAAAUCCAUUGUGGAGCUAAUGGCAAUUCAAGAAAAAGAGGGGCAGGCAGUGGCUGUGCCAUCUUCAAAGACAGACUCAGAUAUAAGGACUUUUAUUGAAAGCAAUAAUCGAACCAGGAGCCCCAGUCUCCUUGCUCACCUGGAGAAUAGUAACCCUUCCAGCAUUCACCAUUUUGAAAACAUCCCCAACAGCCUAGCAUUCCUUCUUCCAUUUCAGUACAUAAAUCCAGUUUCUGCUCCUCUGCUGGGCCUGCCUCCAAAUGGUCUCCUCCUGGAACAGCCAGCACUGAGGUUGCGGGAACCAAGCCUUUCAACCCAGAAUGAAUAUAAUGAAAGCAGCGAAUCUGAGGUUUCCCCAGCACCCUUCAAGAACGAACAGGCAUCCAGCCGAAAUGCCUUGACCAGUAUCACAAAUGUAGAGCCCAAAACUGAGCCAGCUUCCGUGUCCCCCGUUCAGACAUCUACUCCUGUCAACGAUCUCUCCAAAUCUGAACAUACCAAAAGUUCUUUCAGAAUUCACAGAAUGAGGAGGAUGGGAUCAGCAUCACGGAAAGGGAGAGUCUUUUGCAAUGCGUGUGGCAAAACCUUUUAUGACAAAGGGACACUUAAAAUCCACUACAAUGCUGUCCAUCUGAAGAUUAAACAUAGAUGCACUAUUGAAGGUUGUAAUAUGGUCUUCAGCUCACUUAGAAGUCGCAACCGUCACAGUGCUAACCCCAACCCCCGGCUUCAUAUGCCCAUGCUGAGGAACAAUCGAGACAAGGAUCUGAUCCGUGCCACAUCAGGUGCUGCAACCCCUGUUAUAGCAAGUACAAAAUCCAACCUAACAUUAACGAGUCCUGGACGACCUCCAAUGGGUUUUACCACUCCCCCACUAGAUCCUGUGCUGCAAAAUCCUCUGCCUAGCCAACUUGUAUUCCCAGCUUUAAAGACCGUACAGCCUGUUCCUCCUUUUUAUAGAAGUUUACUUACGUCUGGUGAGAUGGUGAGUCCUCCAACCUCAUUACCUACUAGUCCCUUGAUGCCAGCAACUGGUACAGUAGAGCAGCCUCCUCUUCCUCCUUCAGAAUUGGCAUUACCUGCAGUAAUGAUGCCUGCCCAAGAAGUGAAUGCUGACCUUGCCCCUAAGAAGAAACCAAGAAAAUCGAGCAUGCCUGUGAAAAUAGAAAAAGAAGUCAUUGAUACAGCUGAUGAGUUUGAUGAUGAAGAUGAGGAGGUUAAUGAUAACAGAAGUGUGGCCAAUGAUGGAAGCCAUGAUAAUCAUUGCCAUUCUCAGGAAGAGAUGAGCCCUGGGUUGUCUGUGAAAGACUUCUCAAAAAAUGGGAGAAACAGGUGCAUCUCAAGGACAGAGUUAAGAAGGGCAGAUAGUAUGACAUCAGAAGACCAAGACCAUGAAAGGGACUAUGAAAAUGAGUCAGAAUUCUCAGAGCCAAAACUGUGUGAGGAAUCAAUGGAAGGGGAUGAACAUACAAUGCAUGAAAGAAGCAACUCUAUGAUGAAUCAUGACCGGCCUGAUGAAAACCACAAUGAUGUUGUCCACCACAAUGAAGUUAAGGUUAAGGAGGAAUUUGCGGACCCUACAUAUGAGAUGUUUUACAUGAACCAAUAUGGACUGUACAAUGGAGGCAGUGCCAGUAUGGCUGCUCUCCAUGAAAGCUUCACUUCAUCCUUCAGCUAUAAUAGCCCUCAGAAAUUCUCCCCUGAGGGUGAUUUGUGUUCAAGCCCAGACCCCAAGAUCUGCUACGUGUGCAAGAAGAGUUUCAAGAGUUCCUAUAGUGUGAAGCUCCACUAUAGGAAUGUUCAUUUAAAGGAGAUGCAUGUCUGCACAGUAGCUGGCUGCAACGCUGCCUUUCCCUCACGAAGAAGCAGAGACAGACACAGUGCUAACAUAAACCUGCACCGUAAACUGUUGACCAAAGAACUGGAUGACAUGGGACUGGAUUCUUCUCAGCCCUCACUUAGUAAGGAUCUCCGUGAUGAAUUUUUGAUGAAGAUAUAUGGUACCCCACAUCAGAUGGGGUUUGAUAUAAGGGAAGACACAUCCUCCCCAGCUGGUACUGAGGACUCCCAUCUGAAUGGGUAUGGAAGGGGCAUAUCUGAAGAAUACAUGGUGUUGGACCUGAGUACCACCUCCAGCAUCCAAUCUAGCAGUAGCAUCCAUUCCUCAAGAGAAUCUGAUGCGGGAAGUGAUGAGGGGAUUCUUCUUGAUGAUGUCGAUGGGGCGAGUGACAGCGGGGAAUCCUCACAUAAAGCUGAUGCCCCUGCCUUAGGGGUUGGCAUGGGUGCUGACAUCCCAGGAUCCCUCUUGUUUAACAGCGUUACUGUGAGCAAUGGGGGGAUCAUGUGUAACAUUUGCCAUAAAAUGUACAGCAACAAGGGGACCCUCAGGGUGCAUUACAAGACUGUGCACUUGCGUGAAAUGCACAAGUGCAAAAUCCCAGGGUGCAACAUGAUGUUUUCGUCAGUCCGCAGCCGGAAUCGGCACAGUCAGAACCCUAACCUGCAUAAAAACAUUCCAUUCACUUCACUUGAUUAGUUCAAAGGUGGACAUGGUAAUGCGCCAGCUCUGCCAGAGAGACUUGCUUCUUUGAACAGCC
Messenger RNA from Pogona vitticeps (central bearded dragon), 3465 nucleotides. The record is from RefSeq and is a predicted model, not a curated record. Lineage: Eukaryota; Metazoa; Chordata; Lepidosauria; Squamata; Agamidae.